Verticillium dahliae VdLs.17 is the source of this 1383-nucleotide messenger RNA. RefSeq lists its product as uncharacterized. Bases 1 to 1383 code for a protein of 460 amino acids. The transcript has 2 exons. The record is from RefSeq and is a predicted model, not a curated record. Lineage: Eukaryota; Fungi; Ascomycota; Sordariomycetes; Glomerellales; Plectosphaerellaceae.
AUGGUCCAGAGUUGGCGGCCUUGGGAAACGGAGAGUCAGCCAUUACCGCUGGCAAACGUUGAUGCCAACCGAUCCAACCCAACACCCCCUCCACAAACCACCACCACCACCACCACCACCAACACCGCCAGCACCAUCCUACCCGGCAUCGCUUCACUUGUUUCUCCCCUCUCCCUACGAGACGAGAACAUCCAGGCUGGUGCAGCGAGUAAAGGGAGGCCAACAUCUCUUCCUGCAUUAAUACCACUCGGCACAACCACAGCUCGGCCGCCUCACCCUCCAGCAUCAGUCUAUCCUCCCGUCGCAUCGUCACACUCGCCAGCGACCACGACACAACUGCCUCCCAUAUCGCAUGCAAGCGGCGCGUACCCACCACCCGUUGUACACCACCAACCGCCACCAACAUACCACUCCCCAACGACGACAACACCGACGUCAUACCACCAAGUCUCGACGGCACACCAGCCGAUAGCUACAGCAACCACUCUGGCAGGAACGAUACCCCAUCCUCCGAUCACGGUGGGAGCACGAAGCACGGUGGACGCUGCGGCCGCCUCGAACCUCAACCCACCUUCGUCCUCUGCCACGUCGACUCACAAAAAACGCAAGUCGGACGCCAUCGAAGACUGCCAAGCUCUGCCCCAGAUUGACGACGAUGACCCUCGCCUCGACCUUUGCGAAGACUCGGCCAACCAGAUCCGCCGCAAGAUCCGCAAUUUUAUAGAGGGCGGCUACAUGAAGGUCGGCGAAUUUCAGACGGCCAUCGGCUGCUCUCCUGCCUCGUACCAGCGAUUCAUGAAGCAGGUCGGCCCUCACGUCGGUUACGGUAGCGACGUCUUCCACGCCGCUAACCGCUUCUUCCGCAAGCGCGAGCUGCAGGGUCUCAAGGCAGCGCCUGGCAAAAAGGUCCGCCGUGGCGUGGAGAGCAAGGAUCUUGAUGUCAGCGGCAUAACGCUUGAGGGAGAAAGUGAGCAAGCCGUCAAGGUGUACGACACAUGCGACGAUGUACGACGUAAAAUCAACGCCUUCCUCCGCAAGCCUGACGUCACGCAGGCGGCGUUUUGCCGAGAAAUUGCCAAGAGCUUCCCCGGCGACCGCAAAGUGCAGUCGAAACAACUCAACGAUUUUCUGGGUAAAAAAGGCGCUACGGCGGGCAAUACCAGCUGCGUCUACUAUGGUUCAUAUGUCUUCUUCGAGAAGCACAGGCUCAAGGAAGGGAAGCCUAAAACUCAAAUGCGCGAGGAGAUGGAGAAGAUACACCCAGGCGGCAUGAACACAACCGAAGUCAUGAACUAUGUCACUUGUUUCGGCAACGAAAGGCCUUACACCGACAAGUAUGGUCGUCUCGGCUUCGCGCACGGGCCGGGGGGCCCAUCGAGGUGA